CUGCCCUUGUUUCACGCUGAUGAUAUAUGAGGCUGGGGACUAAUGUAAAGGGGAGCUCUCUGUGUGCUGGAUGUCUGAGUGGAGACCUGAGGUGAGCGUCUGUCUUUCCACCACAGUGGAAGAGUGCUUCAGACUGGGGGACAUCACUGAUGCAAGGCAGGCUACAUCCUCUGGAGCAGCGACAGGACAGCCUGCGGAGAAAGCAGUUAGACUGAAGACCCACGUGUAUGCCUGGAUGUGCUUUGUGUUGUGAAGACAGGAGACUGCAAAAAAAAAAAAGAAAAAGAAAACGGAGGCAAAGCCAGCAACAGAGGGAGGGGAGCAUUUAGCAAGAAGCACCCGAGUCACAGGGGUCUGGGGAAAGUGGGCGUGGGGUCCGCAGGGAGUGUUUUAAAAGUGAAAGGAGGAGUGAGGGGGGUCUACUCUGCUCACAGAUCAAAGACUGGAAGAAGGAGGAUUGCUUUCCGCACAGUCUGAAGAGAUUGGGAUGUCACAGACUCUCCAAAGGCUGUGGAUUUACAAUUGAAGCUAAGGAUCUGUCUGCAGCACUGACUGAGAGACAGAGGGGGUGAUUAUAAGGACACAGAGUCAGAGGACCAGCCAAAAGGUCUUCACCUGGACAGAGGUGAGCUUGCUUACCAAGUAAAGACUCAGAAGAAGACGAAAGAAGAGACAACGGACAGGGGUCCUUCUAGGAAAAUUGUCAACAUUCUCUUUUCACACGAGUCUAUAGGAGGAUCCAGUCAUGGCUGUCCAACUCAUCCCAGAAUCAGCCGUGUGUUUGCUCAUGAUGACCGAGGGGAGGCGAUGUCAGGUCCAUCUCCUGGACGACAGGAAGCUGGAGCUUCUCGUACAGCCCAAGCUGAUGGCUAAGGACUUGCUGGACCUUGUGGCAUCUCACUUCAACCUCAAGGAGAAGGAGUACUUUGGAAUUGCAUACACAGAUGAAACGGGCCAUUUUAGCUGGCUGCAACUGGACCGAAGGGUAUUAGAACACGAAUUCCCCAAGAAGUCCGGUCCCAUCGUCCUCUACUUCUGUGUCAGGUUCUACAUAGAGAGUAUAUCCUACCUGAAGGACAACGCCACCAUUGAGCUGUUCUUUCUUAAUGCCAAGUCCAUCAUCUACAAGGAGCUUAUUGAAGUAGACAGCGACAUCGUCUUCGAAUUGGCUUCCUACAUUCUGCAAGAGGCUAAAGGUGAUUUCACCAGUAAUGAUGCAACCAGGUCUGACCUGAAAAAGCUGCCCGCUCUGCCCACCCAGGCCCUAAAGGAGCACCCAUCUCUGGCCUACUGUGAAGACCGGGUCAUAGAGCAUUACAAGAAGCUCAGUGGCCAGUCUAGAGGACAGGCUAUUGUAAAUUAUAUGAGCAUUGUAGAGUCUCUGCCCACAUAUGGAGUGCAUUACUAUGCUGUAAAGGACAAGCAGGGAAUCCCAUGGUGGUUGGGUCUGAGCUAUAAAGGCAUCUUUCAGUAUGACCACCAGGACAAAGUCAAACCCAGGAAGGUGUUCCAAUGGCGUCAGCUGGAGAACCUCUACUUCAGAGAGAAGAAGUUCUCAGUGGAAGUUCAUGACCCGAGAAGUAGGGCAUCGGUAACACGAAGGACGUUUGGUCACAGUGGCAUUGCUGUGCAUACCUGGUACGCCUGUCCUGCCCUCAUCAAGUCCAUCUGGGCCAUGGCCAUCAGCCAACACCAGUUCUACCUGGACCGCAAGCAGAGCAAGUCGAAGAUCCAUGCUGCACGGAGCCUAAGUGAGAUUGCUAUCGAUCUUACGGAAACGGGAACUUUGAAGACCUCCAAAUUGGCCAACAUGGGCAGCAAGGGCAAGAUUAUCAGUGGCAGCAGUGGCAGUCUGCUCUCCUCAGGCUCUCAGGAAUCGGACAGUUCCCAAACAGCUAAGAAGGACAUGCUAGCAGCACUGAGGGCCAGGCAGGAAGCUCUGGAGGAAACACUAAGACAGAGACUAGAGGAACUCAAGAGCAUCUGCAUAAGAGAGGCGGAGCUAACAGGAAAACUUCCAAAGGAAUAUCCUCUGGAUCCUGGAGAGGAGCCACCUACAGUGAGACGGAAGAUCGGUACCGCCUUCAAACUGGACGAGCAGAAAAUUCUACCUAAGGGAGAGGAAGAGGAGCUCGAGCGUUUGGAACGGGAGUUUGCUAUUCAGUCCCAGAUUACGGAGGCAGCCAGGCGUCUUGCCAGCGAUCCUCACGUGAGCAGUAAGAAGCUGAAAAAACAGAGGAAGACUUCUUAUCUGAACGCACUGAAGAAGCUCCAGGAAAUUGAGAACUCCAUCAAUGAGUACCGGGUCCGCUCUGGCAAGAAGCCUACACAGAGGGCGUCGCUUAUCAUAGAAGAGGCCAAUAUGUGUUCUGAAGACAGCUCAUUGUCUGAUGCGUUGGUCUUGGAUGACGAUGAUCCUCAAGUCACAGGUACUCCCACCUUCUCCCCAGUAGCAUCGCCUCACAAGGGCCUCCCUCCACGACCCCCAUCUCACAGUCGACCCCCUCCACCGCAGUCUCUGGAUGGCCUGCGACACCUGCACUACACACGCUCUGACUACGAUAAAUCCCCCAUCAAACCCAAGAUGUGGAGCGAAUCGUCACUGGAUGAGCCUUAUGAAAAAGUCAAGAAACGCUCCUCUCACUCCAGUCACAGGCGUUUCCCAAGUUCCGGCAGUGCAGAAGCAGGGGGUAGUAACUCUCUGCAGAGCAGCCCCAUUAGGAGCCUCCCUCACUGGAACUCUCAGUCCAGCAUGCCGUCGACCCCGGACCUGAGGACCAGGAACCCACACUACAUACAUUCCACCAGGUCAGUGGACAUCAGUCCCACACGUCUGCACAGUCUCUCUCAGCACUUUAGGAACCGCAGCUCCAGCCUUGAGUCUCAGGGCAAGCUGCUUGUGUCCGACCCUGACGCACACCCGCACACCCUGGGCAGCCCCGACUUCUUCCUCGGCCCAGGACGCAGCUCCAAUGGCUCUGACCCACUGGACGACUGCUCAUCCUGCACCAGCCAAAGCAGCUCAGAGCAUUACUACCCCUCUGGUGGACCCCCGGGCAGCAACCCAAACUACUCUACUCUGGGAGAGGACUCACCCUCCAAAGCCAGGCAGAGGCAGAGACAAAGGCACAGGUCUGCAGGUCAUUUGGGUUCCUCUAACUCUGGCUCGAUGCCAAACCUGGCAGCUAAAAACGGCUCAGGUGGAGGCUCAAGUGGAGGUGGGAUGGGAGGAGGACACCACGGAGUCUACCUCCACAGCCAGAGCCAGCCCUCCUCCCAGUACCGCAUCAAGGAGUACCCUCUAUACGUGGAAGGCAGCCCCAACCCUGUGGUGGUGCGCAGCCUGGAGAGCGAUCAGGAGGGCCACUACAGCGUCAAGGCUCAGUUCAAGACCUCCAGCUCCUACACGGCCGGUGGACUGUACAAGGAGGCCUGGGGGGGAGAGGAGGGAGGAGAGGGGAGUGGCCGACUCACACCGUCGCGCUCUCAGAUCGUACGGACUCCGUCAUUGGGACGAGAGGGUGGUGGAGGCGGAGGGGGGAGGGCAGCGGUGUCUGAAGAGCUGCGGUGCUGGUACCAGAGGUCUUCAGGGAGCCUAAAGGAGAGGAGUCACUCACAUUCAGGAUCCACAUCCUCUGAGACCGGGUCACAGCAAGGCACUCUGGGACACGGUCGAGGGAGUAGAGUAGGGACGCUCGUCAAAGGCUCACCAGCUGCAUCCCCUCACAGCCAGAGGAGUAUGACGCCCUCCAGUGAACACGCAGCCACACCCACACCCCCCUGUAGCCCACAGCACAUCCUCAACUGGCAGAGCGGGUCUUUCAGUGACAGCUGUUUUCUCAGCAGCCCCCUGUGCUCAGAGCUGGCAGAUGUGCAGUGGUACGGACAAGACAAGGCCAAACCUGGAACGCUGGUCUGAGACCUUCCUGUAGGGCCUAGAAAAAGUCCCAUUGCCCUCUCCUACUGCCUCCCCACUGUCCCUCACUACUACCCAUCAACAACCAACAACCUCAUCCUUAAACCCUACAAAAACCCUGCCCUGACCAGACUAGCGGACUGGACAUGAGCCUCCCUCCUCCUUAAAUCUCCACCACCUCUUUAUUAUGCCCUGUUUAUCACCGCCCAGCAGGACAGGGACACGCUCACUGGGCUCUGAUAAGGGCUGAUCUCACAGGACGGACUGAGAAGUGCCACCUCAGCCGUUGAACUGUUGCCCUAUAGCACCACAGAGCCCUUUCUUUACUCACUUUCUGCAGCACACAAGCAGCGGGGCAAGCGGAAACGAGCGACGGGAAGAGAGAGCACAGAAGAAUAUAAAACGUACAGCUGAAACUCAACAAAACCGGCCAUUCCAGGAUCUGUUUCAUCUCAUCUUUGCUCCCCGACAUUACUUCCUCCAGUGCACUGCCACGCAAUCAGAAGAUACCUGCUGGAUUUGAGCCACCAGUUUAAAAACAAGUCUCAAGUCCCAAAUGAACGGUGUUGCAUUUCAUUAUUCACAUUAUUGUUGUGUUUUCUUUUUCUUUAUUUCACCCUGCGUAUUUAUAAAAAAAAAAAAAAAAACGAGAGAAGGUGACAAUUUAAAAAAAAAAAUCUAGAUUAACAAACAUUCGGAUGACAGAUUCAACACCUCUCAGUUUAAUCCACAACCAAAGACAGCAGCUGGAUUGACUGGUCACACCAGAGUUCCUGGGCAGGUGCCACUGCAGAAAAGUGACUGUUGGUCAUCUGUGUGAGAGUGAAUUCAUGGUGACGCUAUUAGGAAGGAUUCUGGGACACUGUCUCAGAUCAUGAUGAGGACUAUAGCAAUAACAAACCUCGUACAAGUCAAUGAACUGGUUUGAAUCAACAGAGUGAAUUGAAGCAGGCGUUUUGCCACGUUCUCUGCCUUGUGACGGUUGGAGUAAAGGAUCAUUAGCGCAUCGUAGGGAGAGUUUGGAGUUGUGGUUAUUGGACUUGGCAUUAAUCUAUGCUUUUUUUCGCUGACUUCAUCAUUCACGUUUAUUUAAUGUAUUUGGUCUAUGUGAGAGAAUUCUGUCUACCACAGUUUAUUUUCCCACAUGGUGGUUUGUGAUCAGUACUGUAGCCAGAACAUGAACGGGUUUCGGCCAGUAAAGGGUCAUUUGGGUGUGUUGUGGCCACAUUAAGUCACACUUAUGGCAACUUUUUAUUAGGGUGGCAAUUUUUAUUUUAUCCCCUAAAGGUAAAAGACUGUUGCCAUCUUUUAGUGCUUCUUGCAGUUUGAUACUGAGGCUCUCUUCCUCUCCUUUGGUCUUGGCUCCGUACGAGUUCUCGCCACGCUGAUCAUCUAUCAGUCCCUUUAUAGCACUGUGUCUUUUCAUCUCUGUGUCCAUCUCUUGAGCAUGACUGGAGCAGCAUGACUGAACUUACUUUUAUCAGUUCCUAACAUGUUGGUGCUUUUAUAUUUCUACUGUAAUUUAGUACUGAAUCUUUUUCAGGCUGCAUACGCCUUCAAGUCCCCCCACAGUCUAAAGCCAUUCUUUAAAGUAGGAGCAAGGCCGAGAAGCCAGAAGACAGUCAGCAAACGUUUAAUUUGGCAUCAAGCGAAAUAGGAUUUAUUAAAAUGUACUUUGGUCUGAAAGCACAACCUUUACAGUGUCUUUGAGGGCUGGAACUGCAGUUUUGUGUGUUCUCAUAUCAAAGUUCAGUUUGUUUUUUUAGUAUAUAAGCAUUUAUGGAUUUCAGGUGGACAAUAAAUAAUACUCCACUGUAAGGGCAGAAAAGAAACUAUAGCCGCAACAGAGAAAAACUCUUUUACCCUCUGAAAUCGAGAGCAUCAUGUUCUCACACAUCCCGAUCAACAAUCAAAUAUUCAGAACAGGGUUAGAAAAGCACACCUGGUUUUGUAGGAAGGAAUGAUAGCUGUUUGUUUUUAGCUGUCCUCAAACCAGUUUUCCUCAUCUUCCCUUGAUUAAUGUUUAUUCUGCAAAAUAAUUCUCACCUUUGGUUCACUGUUGCACAAAAACGGAAGUAAUCAGAUGUUAAUUUUACUCAAAUUAUGACAGAUUGUGACUCUCACUCCAACUGGAUACGAUGUGCACUGUUCUGUUUGGCAUGGGAGGAAUGGUACGCAUCUACCCUGUCCUAAAUAGUGUUGUGUUUCCCUCAUGCACCGCUGUCAGUUGUUGUAGUUUGCCACUUUCUGCACUAUUUUACUAAGAAAGCUUAGCCCACUCCCUGCAUGGUUGCUUCUUCAAGAGUUAUUCAUCCACGAUUGGUCUAAUUUAAUAAGUCUUUACCCAAGAUUGGAACCAGCGAUCUCUGGUUACCAUCGACUAUAAACCCCAUUAAUCUAGUGUAUUAAAGUUCAAUCCUGCUUUUCUCUCUAAAAAUCUUUGCCCACCAUUUGCGUGCUAAAAACACAAUCCCAUGCAUGCCCUGCAAAUCCACGGACAAAUGAAGACCCCCAAAGACGGCAUCCUCAUGGUAAAAUUAGCACGUUUUGCUCCAUAGUGUUGACUUGCCCCCAAAAAGUACUAUUUUGUCCUUGUUAUGAUCUCUGAUCUCUGAGCCCGUUGUGAAGAAGUGUGACAUCCUUUCCCUCUGUAGUUCCAAACAACAUAUUUUCUGUGCUCCAUACCAAUGUAUGAGGUUUUUGUAAUACUCCAAGAGAAAUGAACUAACUAUUUUAUCAGUCUUUUCCUGUAUGUACGGAGGGGCGCUGUUAGGUUUUGCCGGGUUUUUAACAUUCACAUCCAUUGUUUUAACAAUGUUCCAUUUUAUAUGAACCAGUAUUGUUUUGUUUUUUUAAUUUUUGACAUUGUAACAACCCUUUCAGGUGCUACAAAAUGACCAGUUACUGCUUUGUCACGUAGGAUCUAGACAUUUCUUCAUCAUUACCAAUAGAUUCAAUACCAGAUGUGCAAAAUGAAGCUUAUUUUAACAGACAGUUUAAUAGUAGAACACUUCCUCUACCAGACAAUAGAGCAUGUAACUCAAUUUUAUCAGUUCUGUUCAACUGUAACAAUACAUUAAAGGUGUUGUAGAAAAAAAAUGUGGAAUUGAUUUAAAAAAAACGGAAUUCCACAGUUAAUUUAUUCUUUUUUCUAUUAAGAAUUUGUAUAGUAACUUUACAUUUUUCAAAACUGUGUUGUUGGAAAUUGAUGAUGAAUUUUCAAGAUGAGAAGCCGUGAUGGUUCUUGAGAGUAAGAAAAUAAAUUAUUGAUGAAUGUU
This is a messenger RNA of Acanthochromis polyacanthus (spiny chromis), 7194 nucleotides long. It is a transcript of the gene frmd4a, whose product is annotated as FERM domain containing 4A. The coding region runs from base 746 to 3919 and encodes 1057 amino acids. NCBI's taxonomy places the organism in Eukaryota, Metazoa, Chordata, Actinopteri, Pomacentridae. Gene Ontology annotation, cellular component: adherens junction; bicellular tight junction; cytoskeleton. The transcript is spliced from 24 exons. Gene Ontology annotation, biological process: establishment of epithelial cell polarity. The record is from RefSeq and is a predicted model, not a curated record.